This is a messenger RNA of Gambusia affinis (western mosquitofish), 6463 nucleotides long. RefSeq names its product ELKS/Rab6-interacting/CAST family member 1-like. The record is from RefSeq and is a predicted model, not a curated record. Gene Ontology annotation, molecular function: structural constituent of presynaptic active zone. NCBI's taxonomy places the organism in Eukaryota, Metazoa, Chordata, Actinopteri, Cyprinodontiformes, Poeciliidae. Gene Ontology annotation, cellular component: cytoskeleton of presynaptic active zone. The transcript is spliced from 23 exons. Gene Ontology annotation, biological process: regulation of synaptic plasticity; neuromuscular synaptic transmission; maintenance of presynaptic active zone structure. Bases 545 to 4000 code for a protein of 1151 amino acids.
GGGAAGAGCUGGCAAAGACGGAAAAGAGGGAAAGAUAGGCAGGAGACACAGACGGAGACAGUGAGACAGACACGGAAAAACUGGGAGACACCCCUUAAAGAUAGCUUCAAAUCAUAUCUGGGAUUCAGUUACGCUACGAGGCGUCACUCUGAUGGCUGACAGUAGCAUAAAAACUGGAGAAGCUCUGUGACUGGCCUUUUUUCUUCUUUCACAACGAGGGGGUCAACACAGCCGCAUUGAUCCCAUCAUCCCAGGCUUUGUGGAUCACCUCACCCUCUUUAUCUAAAGAGAUUCCCCGUUGAUUGCUACUUCAUAACAAAGCCUAUGGAUUACAGAGGGUGUUGGAAAGGUUUUGAUCACAGCUAUGUCAAUACCGUGACCCAACCCAAGUGAAGAGGAGCUUCAGUUAUUUAUUUAAUUUUCUUUUGCUGGUUUUGCGAAUCAGUUUGACUGGGACUUUCAUCGGUUACAUGUUUUAUUUGAUCUGCUGCUUUUUUUGACCUAAACACACUCGCGCGCAGAACCCGGCUCUCCUUCCGCCACCAUGUACGGUAGCUCCCGUUCCGUCUCCAAGCUGGACGUCGUCGGCUCCAACGGUAAUGGUUCCAUGUCCGGGAGUCCCGGCCGCUCGCCACGCUUACCGCGCUCCCCCCGUUUGGGACACGGACGGAACAACAGCAGCAGCUCUAGCGGCGGACUCACCGGCACGGGAAAGACUCUGUCCAUGGAGAACAUUCAGUCCCUGAACGCUGCCUACGCCACUGGGGGUCCCAUGUACUUCACCGACACAGUUGAAGACCCCGUGGGGAGCAUGGGCAGCGGGCUGAAUCCCAGCGCGCCCAAAAGCACCAUGACCCUGGGGAGAGCCGGAGCCAGGGUGUCGUAUGGGGUGAGGGCAACGGUGAUGGGGAGCAGCCCGAAUAUAAACACAGGAGGAGGGGGGAGCAGCGCCGCCCUUUUGCCCGCUGAUGCCAUAUCAUUCGGAGGGGAGCUGCAGAACCAACCUCCACAAGCAGCCACCGUUCCUCACUCCAUGAGACAGGUCAGAGAAGGAGCAAUGUCAGACCUGCAAACGCAGCUAAGAGAAGUGCUUCGAGAAAACGAGCUGCUGCGCAGAGAGCUGGAGGGCAAAGAGUCCAAGCUGAGCUCCUCGAUGAACUCCAUAAAGACGUUUUGGAGUCCAGAGCUGAAGAAAGAGAGAGCGCUGAGGAAAGAUGAAGCCACAAAGAUGGCUGUGUGGAAGGAGCAAUACAGGGUGGUGCAGGAAGAGACACAGCAUCUUCAAUGCACCAUCCAGGCCUUACAAGAUGAGCUCAGGAUCCAGCGCGAUCUCAAUCAGCUCUUCCAAUCCGAUUACUCGGAGUCCGGGCGACUUGGCGCCCAGCCCAUUCCCCCUCAGGAGAUGACCGAGGAGAACUUCCUUCGUCUCCACAGCGAGUUCGAGCGUCAGGCCAAGGAGCUCUUCCUCCUGAGGAAGACUGUGGAGGAGAUGGAGCUGAGGAUAGACACGCAGAAACACACUUUGACCGCCAGGGAUGAGUCAAUAAAGAAGUUGCUGGAGAUGUUGCAGAGUAAAGGUCUGUCGUCACGGGCGACAGAGGAGGAUCACGAGCGAACGAGGCGACUCGCUGACGCAGAGAUGACCAUCCACCAACUGGAGGGGCUGCUAGAGCAAAAAGACAAGGAGGUGCUUCAGCUCAGAGAGGAGCUUCACAGGAGAUACGAAGCAGCACCAGAAUCGACGAAGACCAAGGCCCUGCAGACUGUUAUUGAAAUGAAGGAUGCAAAAAUCAGCUCCAUGGAGCGCGGCAUGAGGGAGCUGGAGGAGGAGGUGAUGAUGCUGAAGUCCAACGGCGCUCUGAGCAGUGAGGAGAGAGAGGAGGAGAUCAAACAGAUGGAGGUCUACAGAUCCCACUCCAAGUUUAUGAAGAACAAGGUUGAACAGCUGAAGGAAGAGCUAACUCACAGCCAAUCAGAGAAGGAGGAGCUAAGGCAACGAGCCAAUGAGCUUCAGCAGGAGGUGUCUGCAAUGGAGCAGGCUAAACAGGAGCUGAGUCGCAAAGACAGCGAGCUACUAGGUCUCAGGACCAAACUGGAGACUCUGAACAAUCAGUUUUCUGACAGCAAACAACACGUGGACGUCCUCAAGGAGUCACUCACUGCCAAGGAACAGAGAGCUGCCAUACUGCAGACCGAGGUGGACGCCUUGCGUCUUCGCCUGGAAGAGAAGGAGUCUCUGCUCUCAAAAAAGAGCCAGCAGAUGUCGGAGCUGACGGAGGAGAAGAGCACUCAGCAGGGAGAGAUCACUGAUCUCAAAGACAUGCUGGAUGUCAAGGAGCGCAAAGUGAACGUGUUGCAGAAAAAGAUAGAGAACCUCCAGGAUCAGCUGCGGGACAAGGAGAAGCAGCUGAGCGGUCUGAAAGACAGAGUCAAGUCUUUGCAGACGGACACGUCAAACACAGACACCGCACUGGGAACGCUGGAGGAAGCUCUGGCUGAGAAGGAGCGGAUUAUCGAGCGGCUGAAGGAGCAGCGAGAAAAGGAGGAGAGAGAAAAGGGAGACGAGAUGGAGACCAGUAAGAAGGAGCUGAAAGAGUUGAGAGAAAAAGUCUCUCAGCUCCAGGCUGAGCUGGCUGAUCGUGAGACGUCGGUGUUGGAUCUGAAGGAGAAGGCCUCCUCGCUUGCAUCCUCGACUCUAAAGAAGGAAAACAGGCUGAAAAGUCUAGAAAUCAACCUGGAGCAGAAAAAGGAAGAGUGCAUCAAACUGGAGAACCAGCUCAAAAAGGCUCAAAGCGCAGCAGCGGAGUCGCAGGCCAACGCUGAACUUACUGAACGCAUCUCGUCCCUGGAGCAGGAAGUGACCCGGUGCAGAGAGGAGGCCGGGAAGGCCCAGUCUGAGGUGGAGCGACUUCUGGAGAUCCUCAGGGAGAUGGAGAAUGAAAAGAACGACAAGGAGAAAAAGAUCCAUGAACUGGAGAGUCUUGCCUCAAGGCAAAUUAAGGACCAAUCGAAGAAGGUCGCCAACCUGAAACACAAAGAGCAGCUGGAAAAGAAUCGAAAUGCCCAGCUGAUGGAGGACGCCAAGAAGCGGGAGGACAACCUCAACGAAAGUUCUCAGCAAAUAAAGGACUCCCUCCGUCAGAAGGAGGAGCGCAUUGAGGAGUUGGAGGAAGCGUUGAGGGAAAGCGUUCAGAUCACAGCAGAGAGAGAGGUGGUGCUGGCCCAGGAGGAGCAGGCACGCUCACAUGCCGAGAAGCAGGUGGAGGACCUACUGGUUGCCAUGGAAAAGGUGAAACAGGAACUGGAGGUGAUGAAAGCCAAGCUGUCAUCGACCCAGCUCUCAUUGGCUGAGAAGGAAGGUCAUCUGACCGCCCUGCGAGCUGAGAGGCGGAAGCACCUGGAGGAGGUCCUUGAGAUGAAGCAAGAAGCACUGCUGGCCGCCAUAAGCGAGAAGGAUGCCAAUAUCGCUCUGCUGGAGCUCUCCUCAUCCAAAAAGAAGAAAACCCAAGAAGAGGUGUCAACCCUGAAGAGAGAGAAGGACAGCCUGGUUCAGCAGCUCAAACAGCAGACACAGAACAGGAUGAAGCUGAUGGCCGACAACUAUGAGGACGACCAUCUGAAAGUGGCAUCUCCAAACUCUGACCUGCCCAACAAUCACAAGCCCUCCCCAGAUCAGAUUCUCUCUCCUCUCCUGGACCUCAAUCAGAAUCGCAAUAAACUGAAGCUGUACAUAAGUCACCUGACCUCACUGUGUCAGGAGCGUGACCCAAUCAUAUUGCAGGACUUUGCCCCGCCCUCAUCUUAUCACCGCUCUGACUCCGCCUCCUGGCACACGCAGCUGCACAGCAUGUCAGAGGAGCAGUUGGAGGCGGAGUUAGUGUCGUGUGAGAAGGAGGAGGCGGAGCUCCAGGAGUACGCCAAUCAGGUCCUGCAGCAGAUCGCCGACCGGUGCCCGGACAUUUUGGAACAAGUCGUCAAUGCUUUGGAGGACAGCUGCUGACUGCCGUGUGCACGCACACGCUCACAGACUGACUGAAAAAAUAAAAAAUCACAUUCGUUAGCAUGCACAAGUCAAACAUUGAGCGUGAACACACGGGGGAAAAAAUUAAAUUAAAUAAAAAAUCACAUCUCCUGCAAGCCGCCACAAUCCUCCAUGAAAGAGAAAGAAAAUCAACUGUGCUCUAGUUGUUCUAAUUUAAGAGGAAUGUUGGUGUUGCAUCGCUACAGAAAAAUACAUUUCCAAUAUCAACAAACGGUGCCAGCUGAAGGAAAUGAUGUCCCGUGGUCAGUUUAAAGUACUUUAUUGGCAGAUUAAAUCAGAAUAGAUAUAUUUUUCUAACUCUUCUUAGAAAGAAAGCACUUGUGCUGCACUGACCAUCUGUUACACUAACCAUCUUGUAAGUUCUGGCUGGUGGCUGCGGUUCCACUCUGGGAAAAUGUUUUCAACCCGAGAAAGAGGCGUAAAAAAAAGAAAAAGUUCUUUGGGCUUGCCAGGCUGCUUCUGAUGCUAGACUUGCACGUUGUUGCCACAGUUGUUUUGAUCAGUUUGAGUGUGUUUAUUUCAGCUGCCUUUUGCUAUUUGCAUCAUUUGCUGCUACCUUUUUUAACCUUUAGUCAGUUUUUGCUCCCCUUUCUCUGCAGGUGUUUGAUAAAAAAAAAAUAUGUCCAAAUGUGUUCAGCACCUUCUACACCUAUAGGCAACCCUGGUAAGGAUUGGUAAAACAAAUGAGGGGUUUUUUGGGGGGUUUUUUUGCAGUAAUAUUUUUUUUUCUGUUCUGCCUUUUGUACUUUGUACACUCCUCUUCUGCUUAUCUGACAAAACUUAGUCCUCUAAUACAAGGUAGAAGCAUCUGGAGAUGGAGAUUAUGGGAGAAAGUUGACUUUGCCAAAAGCUUUGGCUCUUUAUAGUGUUAAAAUGUUAUAAAUGCAACAUUUUCUAGCAGAGAGACUUAUCAGAUUUCAUUUACGUGUUUGUAAUUCCAAGCGUUGAUGAUGCCAAUCAGCCUCAACGAGGUUUCCAGGGCCUUUGGAGGAGAAAACGGCAUCAUAGGUCCUUCACGUAUUUAAUUGUUUCGUGGCAAAUCUAAUAAUCAAUCCCACCACCAGAUUAAACCUGGAUUAACACUGUGUCCAUGUUAUAGAUAUGUAAAAAAUUUCAGCCACUUCAGAUAUUGGCAAGAUUAAGCAUGUAGCCAUUUCUGUUAUUCCAUAUUCAUGACUUUUGAAGAUCAAAAUGCAUAUGCCUUAAUAAACAUUUGUGCUUUUUUGUCUUUUUUUUUUUUCCGAACAGUAAAUAAAAAGGCGAGCUUCUGCAUCUUAAAAAAAGGUUUUCGGUAGAUUUAUUUUCUAGGUAAUGAUAUAUAUGUAUUUUUUUUUUUUUUUAGUUUUCCUCUGCUUAAAAAUUUUAUUUAGUUAAAAGCCGUUUUUGUCCUCCUCUACCAGGGAUUCGAUUUAAAGGUGGAAGGUUCUCUAGUUUCUUGUAAAUCGUUGUGUAAAUUGUCAAGCAGUACGUUUAAUUAACAUCACGACGUUUUAGUUUGCCAUUUAUCGUCGCGCGUAAUGGAAAAACCCGAAACAACAAUGAAUCUCGCAACAGGACCUUUACUCAAACACUCGGAUGUACUGUAAACGUGGAUCGCUUCUGUGAAAACAUCUUUGCUUUAGUUACGUCGUCCAGACUGAAAUCAGGUUGACUUCAAAUAAUUCCUCAGCAUAUCUUCCUCAUGACCGUCCCUUUAGAGUUUCUGAAACGUCAUUGUUUCUUUCUGAGAAGUAAGUGUUAUAUAUAAAUACAGAUAUAUUUUUGCUUGUUUCUUUUAAAAAUAUACAUAAAAGUAUUAGAUCUUGGUUGGUCUGCUUCAUAUGGUGUCAAACUCUGUUUCUUUUGUCAUUUUGUGAAUAGUUGGAUGUUUGUUAGAUUUUGUUUCCACCGGGAAGACUUUUCAGAGUUCUUGUUGAGUUCAACACUGACUGUCCAGAGGUGCGGAUUAUUUCAAGUAGACAUUAUUUCCCUUCUUUUGAAUCGGCUGCGUGAGUUUCCAGGCUGUACCUUAUCUGUCUUGAGGUUUUCUUUUAAAAUGUCACCUGGUUGGACACAAAGCUGGAAGACUUGGAUUUACGAUGCGUCCUCAAAUCUAACUGGUUUCGAAGGUUAUGCCUUUUGGACUCUUGAGCUGAUUUAUAUGCACGAAAGUCAGCCCUUGGCUUCUUAAAUGAAACAUUUAUUGAUCCCACAGAUUUUAUGGAUGGUUUCAAAAAACAUGUGUGUCUCAUUUAAGGAAGAGACCCAGUCAGAUUUGAGCUUGUAUGUAAAUUCCUUCUUCUGUUUUCUGUUUUUCUUCUCUUUUUUUUUUUCACUGAUUCUGUCCAUUACUGGGGAGGAUGCUGACUGCAACUCACUUCGAACUUGAGGAUCAAAAGAUCAGAAUGUGAGAGAAUGAAAUAAAUUAAUGCUUUAUCUUCA